CUAUGGCCCGGGGAGCGGGGGGGGGACGCUGACGUUGCGGGUGACGUCGAGGGCCCGUGGCGCGGCUCGGCGGCGGGCCGCGGGAGCGGCCUGGUGACGUCAUGACCGCACGGGGCGCCAUGCUGGGUGAUGCCGUGGCCCCGUGACGUCGUGGCCGUGGGAGGGCAAAUUGCCUCCUUGGGUGAUAUCAUGGCUGCUGGGCGUGCCUCGGGGACUCAACCCUGUGCUGACGUCACAGGGCUGACGUCACACCCCCCGCCCCGCCCUCCUCCGCCAUGGCGGCCGCCCCCCGCCCGGCCCUGCAGCAGGAGCGGCAGCGAGCGGCCGACAUCAUCCGCCUGCUGACGCUCUACCGGCCCCUGCUCGACGCCUACGUCAUCGAUUUCUUCGCCGAGGGUUUGUGGGCGCAGCUCCCCCCGCCCUGGCAGGCCGCCCUGGCCACCGCCGCCCCCCCGCAGCUGGCCGGGCUCCUGGGGGGCCGGGGGGGGGCCCCGGGGGCUACUUGGCCCCUCUCCCUCCUGGCCUUCGCCGCCGCCGCCCGGGCCCUCGCCUUCCCCCGGGGGCAGCCGGGGGGGGCCCCGCGCCCCCCCUGCCACAGCGCCCGCCUGCACCCCCUGCUCCGCCGCCACGUCAAGCCCAAAAAGCAGCACGAGAUCCGGCGCCUGGGGAAGCUGCUGCAGCGGCUGAGCCAGGCCACCGGCUGCGACCACGUGGUGGACGUCGGAGCGGGGCAGGGCCACCUCUCACGCUUCCUGGCCUUCGGCCUCGGUUUAUCAGUCACGGCGCUGGAGGGUGACGGCCGCCUGGCCAGCGCGGCGGAGCGCUUCGACCAGGAGCUGCUACGGCAGCUGGGUAAAACGGGGGCCCCCCCGGAAAACGAGGGGCCCCCCCGGCUCUGCCAGAACCGCCCCCGCUGCCCCCCCCCAGCUCCUCUCACCCCCCGGUGCCCGCGCCAUGUAGCCGGCCGCUUGGACCCCAAGAUUCCUUGGGGGGAGUUCCUGCUGCCCCCCGAUCCCCCGGGACCGGGACCCGCUGCCCGGAAUCCUUUGGGGGGUCCGGGGGGGUGCGAGGGGGGGUCCCGGCUGCUGGUGACGGGGCUGCACGCCUGCGGGGACCUCAGCCCAGCCCUCCUGCGCCUCUUCGCCCGCAGCCCGGCCGUGGCCGCCGUCGCUUCGGUAGCCUGCUGCCACAUGAAACUGUCCACCCAACCCCGGGGUGAGCCCCUGGGCUACCCGCUGAGCGCUUGGGUAGCCGGAUUACCUGGCCACCAACUUUCUUACCGGGCUCGGGAAGGUGCCUGUCACGCCUUGGAGGAAUACGCGGGGCGGCUGGCGGGGGAGAGCGGCUGCUUGCGCACCCACUGCUACCGCGCCGUCCUCGAGACCCUCAUCCGAGCCGCCGACCCCGGCAAGAAGCGCCUGGGGGUGCAGACGGUGAAGAAAGCGCACGCCCUCAGCUUCCCCCAGUACGCCCGCCUGGGGCUGCCCCGCGUGGGGCUGGACCCGGCCGCCGUCCCGUUGGACUCGGAAGCCGUGGUGGCCAUGUUGGAGCAGCAGCACAAAGUGGUGGCUUUUUUCAGCCUGACCCUGCUGCUGGCCCCGCUGGUGGAGACCCUCAUCCUCCUCGACCGCCUGCUCUACCUGCGGGAGCAAGCAGGUUUCCAGUGCGCCCUCGUUCCCCUCUUCGACCCCCAGUUCUCCCCCCGCAACCUGGUGCUGGUGGCCGCGCGGACCCCGCUGGGCACGGUGCUGUCGGGCCUGGAUGAGGACAGCAGCGAGGAUGAGGAGAAGGGGGUGACGGAGCCCCCCGGAGAGGGGCAGAGCCCCCCAGCUCCCGCUGCCGGGCGCAAACCACAAUAAAACCGGGAUUUGAACAA
Molecule: messenger RNA, 1876 nt
Organism: Tyto alba (common barn owl)
Lineage: Eukaryota; Metazoa; Chordata; Aves; Strigiformes; Tytonidae
Gene: METTL25B
Product: methyltransferase like 25B
Exons: 7
Coding region: 276-1859 (527 amino acids)
Biological process (GO): rRNA modification
Molecular function (GO): rRNA (adenine-N6,N6-)-dimethyltransferase activity
Source: RefSeq, a predicted model, not a curated record